AUGUCCGGGGGAGGAAACAUCAAGGUCGUCGUACGAUGUCGUCCGCUCAACUCGAGAGAGCUCGCCCGCGGAGCCAAGCCCCUCAUCCGCAUGGAGGGCAACCGGACGAUCCUUGACCCACCAGAAGCGCCGACGUCCGGCAGAGGAGUAGCGAAGACGCCGCAAGUGUUCUCAUUUGGAGCAAGAACCGACCCCGACUAUGCGUCACAGGAGACGCUGUUCCAGGACCUCGGCGUGGACCUGCUGAACCACUCGUUCGAGGGCUUCAACACUUGUAUCUUUGCCUACGGACAGACGGGAAGUGGAAAGAGUUGUAAGUACGAGCCCGGACAAGCCCAGAGCUUUGGGCAGAACUACCGCAUACGAACACCGGCUAACAUCUUGCACAGACUCGAUGAUGGGAUCAUUGUGCUCGUGUUGGCGGGAGCGGAUGCUGCGGCACUUGCUGAUGCCACAGACGGAGCCGAUAAGGGUAUCACGCCUCUCACCACCUCGGAGCUGUUCCGACGCGUCGAAGAGCAGGCUGCAAAGGACUCGAACCUGUCGUUUUCGGUUGAGGUGUCGGUGCGCGAUCUCCUCAACCCAAAGAACAAGGGCAACCUCAAGGUCCGAGAACACCCUAGUCUUGGACCCUAUGUCGAGGACCUCAGCAAACUGGUCGUCGAGAACUACAACCAGAUGAUGACAUUGAUGGACGAGGGAAACAAGGGCACGAGGCUGCGUGAGGGUGCAAACAUCAACAAGUCUCUUACGACCCUUGGAAAGGUCAUCGCUGCGCUGGCCCAGGCAAGCGAGCCGACCAAGAACAAGCGUGGAUCACGGAGAGAGGAGUUCGUCCCGUAUCGAGACUCAGUUCUCACAUGGCUGCUGAAGGAGAGUCUCGGAGGAAACUCCAAGACGGCGAUGAUCGCUGCGAUCUCUCCAGCAGACUACGAUGAGACGCUCAGUACGCUCAGGUACGCCGAUGCUGCGAAGCGCAUCAAGACGCACGCGGUUGUCAACGAGGACCCGAACGCCAAGCUCAUCCGCGAGCUCAAGGAGGAGCUCGAGUUACUCCGGAAUCGCGUCUCGAGUGGUGGCGGUACGGAUGAGUCGACGUACGACCCGAAUAUCCCGCCCGAGAAGCAAAUCGUCACGUACAAGACGAAGGAAGGCGAGAUCCGCAAGGUCACCAAGCUCGAGCUGCAGGAUCAGCUGCAGGCGUCCGAGAAGCUCAUGGAGGAUCUCAACCUCACGUGGGAACAGAAGAUGGCUGCCACACAGGCCAUCCAUGUGGAGCGAGAGAAGGCGCUCGAGGAGCUUGGUAUCUCGGUGGACAAGAACAAGCACCCGUCCCUGGUCAACUUGAACGAGGAUCCCCUCAUGUCCGAAUGUCUCGUCUACCAGCUGAAGCCUGGUGUGUCGGUUGUCGGUAGUCUGGAAAGCAAGGAAGCACAGAUCAAGCUGUCCGGGCCACACAUUGCCGCCAAGCACUGCUCCUUCACCAACAAUGAGGGAGAGGUCACUCUCGAGCUUGCUGGGGAAGCCCCUACAUUCGUUAACGGCAAGCGAGUGCAGCCCAACACUACCGAACUGAUGGACUGGACGGCGGCGAGGCGCGAGGUUGCUGACAUAGAGGCCUUGGGCGACCGCGACCUGGACAAGCUUUUUGACGAUAUCGUCAAGGUGCGAACACUACGCGGUCGACCCGAGAGCCGUUUAGACCUGACCUCUGAAGUAGAUUCCAAGAUUCUUGCUUCCCUCGCGGAUGAGUCAACAGACAACAACCCAUGGGACCUGACGUACACGAACGGGAACGGCAACGCGUCGCCUCGCGGCAUGUACGACCAUAGCGACAGUCGGACGGAGCCCGACAGCCCGUCUCGACCUAGCUCUCGACCAGACAAUUCGAGCAGCGCGGACUCGACUCUGGAGCAGCAAGCGUUGACGAAGCAGCUGCGAACCCUGGCGCAGGAGGUCAAACGCAUGCGCACGCAAGCGGCAGUCGCUCGGGCCCGAGGCAUGUCUAUUCCAGAUGUCGCCGACUGGACGCCUCGAGAGCUAGUUCUGGCUCGCAAGGCUAUUGAGCACUGGAAGCGGCUGCGCAACUUUGCCAUGGCUGAGCAGAUGCUCAUGACCGCUGCCGACGUGCGAGAGGCGAACAUCAUCGCCAAGCAGAUGAACAGACAGAUGACAUACAACUUUACGAUUGUCGAUGGGCCCCUCGAGUCACCGAUAUCGACGUUAGACGAGAUCGGUGGGAUUAUUGACUAUGACGAUAUGUCCACCGAGUCCACUGGACCGAGCGGUCCCAAGGUCAUGGUUAAAGUCAUUGACCAUGAGUCGACAUGUGAGCUUCAACCAGGACAAGCCCUGACGCAACCAGCAAUCUACCUGUGGAAUCUGUCCAGGUUUCAACAGCAACUCGCACGCAUGCGUCAAGUUCUCGCCGUCAAGGACAAGCCGGGGUAUCAGAUGCACCUCAGCGUCCACGCGCCGUUCGGCGACAGCCCGACGCCCAGUUUUUCGUACAUCGGUGCAGCGCAGGUGCCCCUGCAGCUGCUGGGCCACCAGAUGUCGUACGCGGUCACCGUGCCCAUCUUCUGUGCCUACACGAUGGAGGCGAUCGGUUCCUGCAGGGUCGACUUCAAGUGCUCGUCCGUGCCACGCUCGGGCGUGGCGAGCCCGGACCUCGGCGGACCCGUGCUGCCGACACCCUCUUUCGGCCCCAAGUUCUCGUUCACCGUCACGGUUGACUCGGUCAAGGGUCUGACGUCUGCGGACUUCACUGAGGUUCACGCGCAGACCAAGCUCUCCUCGCUCGUCGGUCCGAUUCAGAGCGAGGACACGUACUCGUCAAUGCCGGUCAACCUUGACAAGGAGUCGGUGUCGCACCUCAGCCUGUGCAAGCCGCUCUCUGUCAUUGUGACUUCGGACAUGUUGCAGCACUUUGAGCACGGUUAUGCCCGUGUCGAGUUCUUUGCGAGGGUUAGGGACGCCUACCUCUGCCGCUUGGAGCGGUUUGACUGCUCGCGGGAGGAGGUGCCUCCGCCCUCAACACCGGGAGACUCAACGCCCUCUUCAAACCCCGACAAGCCAACGAUGCGGCGCGCAGAGACCGAACUGGCUGUCACGGAGCAGCAUGACCUCUUCUCUGCUCUCGAGGUGCGCGAGAUGGCGACGGAUGGCGAGUACCUCCCUGCCGCUGUGCAGGACGAGGUGCUGCAGCUGCACCUGGGUGUGCAACGACAGGUUGUCAUCGAGUUGUCGCAUGCCUCUGGCCAAAGCCUGAAGUGGCUCCGCAUCUCGCACGCCUCCGCCGGAAACAUCCGUAUGGUGAAGAACGGCGGGGACCCGGUCCAGGUGACGGCGGCCGAGGUGAACCUGCAACUCACGAGCGAGGUCGAGUUCAAGCACGACGGCACCGCCAAGCUCGUCGCGCAGGGAUCGUGGGACACGGCCGCGCACCACUGUCUGCAGAUGGAUCGCCGCACGCCCACGAACGGCUUUAUGCUCGCUCGACUGACCUUCAUGGUGGAGAUCGAGGGCGUGGACGAGCCAGCCGUGCUGAACAUGGACGUCAAGCUCCGCAUCCUGGCACGGGAUACGCGCCGCGGCUCCCUCAUCAGCUUCUGGCGAGCCAAGCCGCAGACGAACAUCAUUGGCAUCUUCUCGCUCGACCUCACACCGCCAAUGGCGCGCACGGCGCGCGACCUCUGGCGCCUCGACACGGCGAAGAAGAGCAUGCCCGGCGAGCAUCUGUUAGAGGGGUGGCGGCCGCGCAGUAUCGCCCUCAUUCGCGAGUACGCUGGUCUCGCGAAACAGCGCCGCCUCAUCGCCGACGUCCAGACGAGCAAGGUCGUGCUCGACUGGGCUGGUGCCGUCGUGCCGUCCAAAACGGACGCGGACGGGCAGGCUCAGCUCCAGACACGCUGCGUCGGCAUGUGGCAGCGCCAGAUCGACACGAGGGUCGAGACGACGCAGGAGAAGGAGCUCGCGCACAAGCUCCGCCAGCUCGUGCCCGACCUCGCGCCGCGGCUCGUUCCCUCCGUCCGCAGCGUGACUGCCAAGCCAUACCUGCACCUGCACCCCGAGUUCGGCAAGCGGGAAACACAGAUCAUCAACGUCGCGCAGGCCAAUGUCGUUCCGAGCCCCGACGUCGAGAUGCUCCUGGGCCGCCGAUACGCCUUCACAGUCUACACGCCGACGAACAGCUACAUCAUCCAGGCGCAGGGGCCGUACGAGCUCACGGCGUGGAUGACAGUGAUCGGGCGGCAGAAGGGCGCCGCGGCCGCGCCAGUGCCGAACGGACACCCUGCUGCGUGA
Molecule: messenger RNA, 4305 nt
Organism: Trichosporon asahii var. asahii CBS 2479
Lineage: Eukaryota; Fungi; Basidiomycota; Tremellomycetes; Trichosporonales; Trichosporonaceae
Exons: 15
Coding region: 1-4305 (1434 amino acids)
Biological process (GO): microtubule-based movement; cytoskeleton-dependent intracellular transport
Cellular component (GO): kinesin complex; microtubule
Molecular function (GO): microtubule binding; ATP binding; ATP hydrolysis activity
Source: RefSeq, a predicted model, not a curated record